GAGAGAGAGAGAGAGAGAGAGACAUCAAUAAUCAGAAUGAACAGCAGCACUGCACAGGAGAAAAGAAGAAAUGUCUGCAGCAGAAUUAAGACACAGGGGAUACCUGAAAAAUAGUGGACAUGAAAUUGCAGCACUGCACAGGAGAAAAGAAGAAAUGUCUGCAGCAGAAUUAAGACACAGGGGAUACCUGAAAAAUAGUGGACAUGAAAUUGAUGGAAUGAGGCUGACCAGAUGGAGGCUCCCCAGUUUCUCCUCCAGACGGAUUGUUCUUCUGGGUCAAACUGGUGUUGGGAAGAGUGCAGCUGGAAACACAAUACUGGGACGGGAAGGGUUCAGAUCUGAGAGGAGUAUGGAUUCAGUAACCUGUGAAUGUUCAGUCGCUCAUGCCACUGUUUCAGGCAGAUCAGUGUCUGUAGUUGAUACUCCUGGAUUCUUCGAUUCACAGAUGGAUCCUGGGCAGUUAAAGAAAGCAAUAGCGAGAAGUAUGCAUUUUUUCAGUCCUAGACCACACGUUUUUCUCAUUGUGCUCAGAGUAGAUGACAGAUUCACUGAUCAGGAGAAGCAGUUUCUUCAGAAGAUUGAGAUGGUGUUUGGUCAGGAGGUGUUAAAAUGCACCAUCAUUCUCUUCACUCGUGGAGAUCAUUUGGAAGGAGAGUCUGUAGAGGAGCUCAUUGAGGAGAACAGUAGAUUAAGAGAUCUAGUAGAUCAGUGUGGAGGCAGAUAUCACGUCUUCAACAAUAAAGAUCAGAGUAACAGAGAGCAGGUGAAUGAUCUACUGCAGAAGAUUGACAUAAUGACAGAGCAACGAAAGGAACAGAACAGAAAAAGUCAGUAGAAAGAUGUCUUACACUUUUCAGAUAGAGAGUUGCUUUUAGAAUAUUCCUUUCAUGUUCUCGUUUUACAUGUCAUAGUACACAGAUCGAUUAAUGGCACACGUCUUUACGUCACCACGUGAUGCCAUCCAACGUCCCCUCCAGAAUUUCACAUAUAAAGGGGGAGCCAAGAUGGUGUCUCGUUGAUUGCUGAUGUUAAUAAGAGUUGGAAUCCACCUUCAGAUAGUUAAUGGGUAAGAAACGUGUUAAUAACUGUGGAACACACACUAUUUAUUCACUCAUACACUUAUUUAUCUAACACUCAUACUCAG
Messenger RNA from Sinocyclocheilus grahami, 1144 nucleotides. Its product is annotated as GTPase IMAP family member 5-like. The record is from RefSeq and is a predicted model, not a curated record. Lineage: Eukaryota; Metazoa; Chordata; Actinopteri; Cypriniformes; Cyprinidae. The coding region runs from base 71 to 835 and encodes 254 amino acids. Gene Ontology annotation, molecular function: GTP binding. The transcript has 4 exons.